Molecule: messenger RNA, 1140 nt
Organism: Penicillium riverlandense
Lineage: Eukaryota; Fungi; Ascomycota; Eurotiomycetes; Eurotiales; Aspergillaceae
Exons: 5
Coding region: 1-1140 (379 amino acids)
Molecular function (GO): protein binding
Source: RefSeq, a predicted model, not a curated record
AUGCACACUCUGACGCCCAUUGCGGCCUCCUCGCUGUCGCUGCCCACGGACAGCUACAUCUACUCCAUCACCCCAGCUGCGCCCGGUUCCUUCGCUGCCAUCUCCUCGGAUGACUCGCUGCGCGUGUUUGAUGCUGCCAACCUCAAUCGUGGGUCGGUGGUAGCACCCAAAACCCACGACGGGGGCGUCACGGCCCUGCGCACCUACAGCUCGGGGGAUGCCCAGCUGCUAACCACGGCAGGUCGGGAUGGCCGACUGAGGUUGUGGGAUGCUCGGGCCGGGAAUGGCUCGGCGGUGGUGGAAAUGGAGACGGGUAGGUUUCACACGGAAGAAAAUGACCCAACCACAAACUCAUCGUCGGCAGUGAAACAUGCUCCCGUGCUCUCGGUAGCCUGUCACGCAGAGACCAACACCGUCGUCGCCGGGACAGAACUGGUGUCUUCGCAGGCAGUCGUGGCAUUUUGGGAUAUCCGAUCUCCGACAGUGUGCCGGCUACAGUACGUGGAGAGCCACAACGACGACAUCACCGAGCUCCAAUAUCACCCGACCCGCAGCAACAUCUUACUCUCCGGCAGCACGGACGGGCUAGUCAACAUCUACGACACGACCAUCACCGACGAGGAUGACGCCCUAGUGCAGGUGAUCAACCACGGCUCGGUCCACCACGCCGGCUUUCUGUCCGAGCGCACCAUCUACGCCCUGAGCCACGACGAGCUCUUCUCCGUGCACCCGGCCACGGACCCGGACGAGCCCACGCAAGAGCCCGAGCCCGUGCACUUCGGGGACGUGCGUCAGCCGCUUGGUUGCGAGUACAUCGCGCAGCUGUGCAUCGGGGGCCAGGGGCCGUACAUUGCUGCCGGGAACAAGGCUGAUCAACGCUUGGAUUUGAUCCCCCUUGUCUCGGACCCGACAUGGCGGUUUGACCAGGAUAGCCUGUGGCGCCUCCCCGGGGCCCACGGCGAGGAGGUCGUACGCUCGGUGUAUUUGGAUGAACAGAGCCAAUCCGUGUUCACCUGCGGCGAGGACGGAUUUGUGCGGGUGUGGAAACCGGCAGAUGAUGAUGUCCAAGCUCCUGCGGAGGCGGCAAAGAGCGCACGGCCCAAGGAGAAGAGGCAGAAGGAUCGCUUUAAGCCGUAUUGA